AUGGAUAUUGUUGAGAAAGUCCAGAAGUGCCUUGCGAAGUGGUAUGACGGAGGAUCCUCCCAAUGUCGUCAGAUCGUAGCUGUCCCGCAUUCAAAUCCGUCCGACCCGGAUUACAGUGAUAUUCUAUCAACUGUCUAUCAUGCCCUGAUUACAUCCACACUAGUAAACUGGAUGCCAAGCAGUGGACUCAGCGUCGACAAAUUCAUUCCCUUCGUACAGUCAGUCUUGGAGAGCCUUCCGUCAACAUCAAUGGGCAACACCAAGUCCUCCAACGUUGUAAUCUUUGGCCAACUGCUUGUGGACGUCAUUUGGUCAAUCGACACGGAGCUGGAGGAGAUUCUGUUGGAUGCCAAGGCGAUUUUAACUCCUGCCCAGCAGGAUCCCAGCAAUGCAGAGUUGGAUAAAGACGCGAUUACCAAAGCACUGCGGUCGAGGCAGAUUGCGGAAUCAGACAGGGAAACAUUGGCGAGCACAGUUAGGCAUUUGCUUUCUAUCGGUGUCCUAGAUGCGGAUGCCUGCAGAGAGAGGUUGGACGUGAAGCUUAUAGCAAUUGCGGGCCUGAUACCAGACAAGGCUGCUUUCGACAAGAAGGAGAUUCGUACGAGGACCGGUCUAUUCUAUAAGCAGAAUAAAUUCAAUCUGCUGCGAGAACAAUCGGAGGGGUACAGCAAACUUGUUACGGAGAUCACGGGCUGUCUAGGCCCCUCGCACUCAUCUGUUACAGGAUAUCCGACGGAGUCUCAAGCUGCCAUUGAAGCGCGUGCACGACCAGCAUGGGAACGGGUUUUAGGGCUCAUUGGGUACUUCGACCUUGACCCCAAUCGUGCAUUAGAUGUCAUUCUUGAUGUGUUCUCAACACAUCUGGCAACACAUCACAGUUUCUUCCUGGCUUUCCUGUCCGCUUCUCCAUGGUCUCAUAGAACUCAGCAGGAGCAGGAGCCCAUGGACAAGGAUGAAAUGGCCGUCGAGCCAGACCCAGCACGUUUUCGGGGAAAAUCCUUGGACGAAGUGCUUGUGAUGGCAGAGCGGAUGUCCAACGCACCUGUUGUGGAUGCAUUGUCAUCUUUGAGCAGUGAAGGAUCAGAUUCUCGAGUCCUGGCGCAAGUGUUGGGGUUCAAGUUUAGCCAUUAUCAGCGUCCUGAAGUGGCCGAGUCGACACCGCACAGUUUGUAUCUGAUGGCGGCCAUAUUAAUUAGAGAGGGUUACAUAACCCUGGAAGAGCUCUAUCCACAUAUCACUCCGACGGAUGAUGAUAUGCCUGCUGUACAUAAGGCAUAUCUGGACGAGGUUACAGAGCGCAUCUCUGCCGCAAAAGUCAGUCAGCUCGCAAUGGCUGCACCUCUCGAGUCUUCCGGGACUGUUCCGAAGAAGUCCGCUCCUACAAAAGAAUCGAGCAAACUACCUGAACUGCAGCAAACGCCGAAUCAAAAGCUCGGUCUGCUGAACGGUCUACUCGCGGUUGGCGCGCUCCGGCCCGCCGUCGCGAUUCUGUCGAAAUUCCCUUGGAUAGUCGAUGUCUUCCCUCAGGUUGCGGACUUGCUGAUUCUGGUGCUGAAGCAUUCGAUAUCGCCGUUGUACGAAUCCACGACGACUGUGAAGGAGGAUCGACCGAGUUUCAUGAUACCUCGUCAACGAUAUGGUCCCACUGGAGCGGCACGCUCACCUGAGCGUCAUCCUCAGCUCACUUUGUGGGCCCCGACACCCCCUAGCACCAGCUCUGUCGACUUCGUCUUCUUCUAUCCGGAGUGGAUAGAGCGCGUUCCACUAUGCUCCACAGUGGACGAUCUCAUCGACGUUGUUGAACCUCUCAUGCGAUUUGUGGGAUUGCAUAUUUCGCGUGACCCUAUGUAUCUAACGAAGUUCCUUCGUUGUGGAAGAGUUCACUUGACACAAGCAGUACCCCAUGAUUCCGAGACGAAGAACCCAGAUCCUGAUCAUCCCGCGCGACAGUUUUGGUUCAAAGUUCUACGUCGGUAUCUGCUACCAGCGUUGACUCUCAUACGAGGUAAUGCUGUUUGCACUGUGGAGGUUUGGGGUAUUCUUCGCCAGUUCGAAAACACCAUCCGUUGGCAGUUGUACGGGGAGUGGAAAGCGAGUAUGUACCAAUCCCACCCCGAGUUGCGUGUUCGGCGAGUACAAGCCGACCGGGAAUCAAAGGGCCUUCUGCGACGCCUCUCCCUGAACACAGUGGACUCAUUAUCUGGAUCGGUUGCGAAGCUUGCUCACUCAGACCCGUGUAUUCUGUUUAUAAACGCGGUGAACCAGAUCAUGGCAUAUGACAACCUGGCUGCUGUCGUGAUUCAAGCGCUGAACUUCGUGACUAUCAUGGGCUUUGACGUCCUCGUGUUCAUCGUACUCGAUGCUAUGGCGAACCCGAACAAGGAGCGGGUCAAGGAUGACGGUGUGAACACGUCAGAUUGGCUGCAAAAUCUUGCUGCCUUUACUGGGAUGAUGUUCCGACGCUAUGGUGCCGACCUUACCCCUUUGCUCAAAUAUAUUGUCCAUCAGCUCCACAAUGGGCAGAGCACGGAGAUCAUCGUGUUACGAGAACUUAUCUGGAAGAUGGCCGGCAUUGAGCCACUACCUAGCCUGUCCGAUGCACAGAUCGCGGCCAUGGCUGGAGGUCCCACUCUUCGCAUAGAAGCGGUGGCGUCCAGCUCUCGCGGUAUACGUCUAGAUGCCGGAGAUGCUGGAUUAAAAGGACCCGACCGGCUUGGCAAGGCGUUGACGGUGUACUCCUCGCUCGCACGACCAUUACUCAUACAGGUCGCACAACAACGGCAAGCGUGCGUAUACAAGGCGCAAACUGCCCAUCUUAAGUCUCUUGCGAGUCUUUUUGAUACGACGCACGGUGUGCUGCUGCAAUAUCUUGAUUUCCUUACAACGCCUUCCAUCGUGACACCGAACGAGAUUACCAUGAAGGUGUACGCGGAAGACGUCGUACCACCGCUGGUUGACUUGAACGAGAAGUACGGGAUCUGCGCUCCGAUUUGUAUGCAGAUCAUUCGACCCAUCUUGAAUGAUCGAAUUCUGUCAGCUGUCACCAAAAUGAAGGAGGCCGAAGAGGAAAAGGAAAGGUUGGCUAGCGAGGAAGCAGAGAAGCGAUUGAAAGCUGCUUUGACCGCCAAGCGUGACCCAGUGUCGACAUCACGGGUUGCAUCACCCAGUAUAGGCGAAGUCUCUACAAACGGUGAACCUACCUCGGAUGCGAAGGCUUCAGCGCAAGAAUCAUCCGUCGUAGACGUAACUAUGGAUUCACCCGAAAGCGGUAGCAAAACGCCAAAUCCGUCACCUGAGCACCCUUGGCUGACAGAAUUGUAUUCACUUUUCGACGACGUGAAACGGGUAGCGCCCGGUAAUGCUGCAGAAGUCAUAGGCCCUGCAUUCUACCUCUCUUUCUGGCAGUUGUCAAUGUACGACCUCGCGCCUCCUCGUGCAAGAUACGACGAGGAAUAUGCGAACGUAAGGGCUCUGCAGCGCCAACACGAGCGAUCGGGGGACAGAGCAAGACUGCGGACCGUCGCAAUCGUCACAAAGAAUAACAAGAAAGAAGAGAAGAACGUUUUUGAGGUCACCGCGGAAGCAUUAACGAAGGAGUUGAGCAAUCAAAUCGCGGUGCGAGAGUUCACCGUCAAACGCCUUGCCCGUGAAAAACAGCAUUGGUUUGCUCACAAUCCCAAAGCUGCUGUUUUAGCAUCAUCUUUCAUAGAACAUUGCUUACAACCCCGCUCUCUCUUGUCCCCAAUGGAUGCGGACUUCUGCGCGAGGUUCAUCAAGGCAAUGCAUCUACAGGGAACGCCCGGUUUCUCAACCUUAAUGUGCUAUGAUAAGAUCCUCGGUGAUCAUAUCAAAGUAGUUGUCUUCUCGUGCAGCGAAUACGAGGCACGGAAUUACGGUCGUUUUCUGCUUGGUAUUCUUACAGAUAUCUGGCAAUGGUUCCAAGACGAGAAAACGUUUCUCAACCAGAAUCGUACGAAAGACGGUCAAUACCUCCCAGGCCUGCAGCUGCGCUGGUCGCAGAAAAGUGUGAUUGCUGCCGAAGACCUCAUUACUUGGCAAGACUUCAAGACGAUCGUGCGUAAGUGGCAUCGAAAGCUCUGCAAGUGCCUAUUGGAUUGCAUCGAGACCGGGGAGUUCAUGCACGUCUACAACGCUAUCAUCGUGUUAAAGGAGAUUCUUCCGGUCUUCCCUGUUGCUGCAGUUUAUGAGUGGGCAGGCGGAAACCUUCACAUGGCCAUGGAACGAUUCCUGGACAAGGAGACUCGUGGGGAUCUGAAGAUCUUGGGCAGAGCGUAUACAGCAAGCUUGAAGAAGAGGGAGCAUAUAUGGAUUGCAACGAAGCCUCAGACUAAGGUAUGUUCACGUGCAUGCGCUAUGAAUUUAUCCUUAUCGUCUUUUCAGCCUGCCCCGUCUGCUGCGGGAACGAAAGCGCCUGUUAACGGUUCUGAACAUGCGCAUGCAGCCUCUCCUCCACCGGCUUCUAGUCUUACUACUUCUCCAAGGGAAGCGCGCUCGAAGCAGGCUCUCAUACCUACAUAUGACAGCAUUCCGAGGCCGGAAGUCGUCAAGAGGAUAAGAACUGAGCAAAGAAUCUCUGACAACGUUCAAAAUGAGCAAGUCCCCAGGAAUGCCGUGCGAUCAGAUGCUAUGAACGUCGAUAUCGGCGCGACUCAUCCUCCGAGUGAGGCAGUCCAGGGUUCUGUCUCUCAUCAAGGUGCAUCGGCGCCUGCGCAACCGCCGAGACCAACGGCGCCCUCUCCGGAUAUCAAUGGCCGACCUAACAUCGCAAAGGAGAUUCCUCAAUCACCGAGACUAAACGGAACGGAUGAACAGAAAGCUGGUCGGACAGAGUCGUCACAAAUCAUGCCGCCUCCUACCAUUCCGAGCCAAACCGUCUCAGCUCAGGAGCUCAGAGAAACUGCCAAACAGACCCGUGCGGAGAAGGCCGAAGAACGGGCUGGCCUGUCUAUUGCGCACGCAACCCCUUCUCCGUCUUCUCGCCGACGCUCUCCGUCCCCCUCUAGUCGUCCAGGAACCAGGAAUGCGAGUUCGGACAGUCGCGCAAGCGGUGGUCGUCGUUCUGCGCGUGACCUCGAUGAGAAGCGAGAGCGCGAGGGGCGUCAGGAUGCUCGCGAAAUGUCUCGUCAGGCACACGCACGUGAAGAGCGCGGCUCGAGAGGAGGACGUGAGUCUGAGAAGGAGCUGGAUCGUGAUAGAGAGAGGGGUCGCGAUAGACACGGCGAGAGGGAGAGGAUCCGUGAUAGAGACAGAGAAAGAGAGCGGGAAAGAGACAAGGAUCGUGAGCGCGAGAGGGAAAGAGGUCGGGAGAGGGGUGAGCGUGAGAGGGAUCGUGAACGUGACCGCGAUAGAGACAGGGACAGGGACAGGGAUAGACAUCGCAGGGACGAAAAGGACCGCGAUCGGGACGGCAGAAAGGAGCGCGACAUCGCGAACCGUGGCGCCAUGGCUUCUGCGCCAACUGUGCCCUCCGUAGACGAACGUGGCCUCCCCACAAGGCCUGAUCUAUCAAGACAUCGGGAGAUUCAGCAUGGAGAGGAAGGGUUGGGCAAGAGAAGACGGGCAACCGACGAUGAGGUACCUUAUAGACCACAGCCUGAUCGGCCCUCUAAGCGGGCGUCUCGCAAGGAGAGUCACCAUGAGGAGAGGGGUCGUCGUUCGACGGAGAAGGAUGGCCGUGACAGAGGUCGAGAAUCCGAGCGACGACGGAAGGAGCGUGAGCAGAGUGAAACCGAAGGCAAAGGUCUCUGGGUUGAUACGAAGGUUGGUGACAAGCGUGUCCCUGAAGGACCAGCGUCAGCAAAGUCGUUGCCUCCUACAACACCAUCUGCACCACGAGCCAUGGCUGGCGAAGGCGGAUGGCUCGGCCGAUCUGACUCCACGGCUGCGCGCGACCGAGAUUGGAAGACGGGGAGAGACGCAACGGUGCCUCCGAGUGGACCUGCUGCGGGACUGAGCGGCUCGUCAUCACAGGAAACUGUUCACGGACCUACUGCAAGCUUACGAUCCCGCAUCAGUGACAAGGAGGCCCCUCGUCCUCCUCAGACAGCGUCAGCAUAUCGAGCUGACUCCAUCAGCGGUGAUCACAGACCAGAUACUUCUGCUCGGGAGGACGAACGGGAGGGUAGUCGAAAACGGACUUUGUCAGAACGGGAUAAAGAAGCCGAUGAUACAGCGUUGACAGCCAGUGAACAGGCUGCUCAGCCUCCAAAGCGCCCCCGCAUCAUCCGUAACCGAUAUACUCUCGCCCCUUCUCAUGGCGUGGCGAGGAAGUUGCUGCCGAUCGAUCCACAAGCAAACCAAAGUCGCACGAAUCGCAAUGGCUAA
Laetiporus sulphureus 93-53 is the source of this 6345-nucleotide messenger RNA. RefSeq lists its product as uncharacterized. The coding region runs from base 1 to 6345 and encodes 2114 amino acids. NCBI's taxonomy places the organism in Eukaryota, Fungi, Basidiomycota, Agaricomycetes, Polyporales, Laetiporaceae. Gene Ontology annotation, molecular function: mRNA binding. The transcript is spliced from 22 exons. Gene Ontology annotation, biological process: mRNA export from nucleus; mRNA processing. The record is from RefSeq and is a predicted model, not a curated record. Gene Ontology annotation, cellular component: THO complex part of transcription export complex.